AUGCCAUAUCGUGUAAAGCCCGAGGGGGAUUCAGAAGCCGAACAAGCAAUAUUAGAUGAACAACUGAACAGUAUGGAUGAAGAAGCCGAAGCCGAGGCUGAAGCCGAGCUUCUUGCGGCUCAGGAAGCAGCAGAGGCAGCAGCAGCAGCCCAACAAAACCAGCCAGGCGAUGUUUUCAACAAUGUGCAAGCCGGACUCGAAGGACGUCAUAGAGAAAACAUAAUGAAAUAUUGGCAAGAUACAAUUAACUCUAUUGAAAACGAUAAUCACGAUUUCAAGACGCAUCAAUUGCCACUUGCAAGGAUUAAAAAAGUUAUGAAAACAGAUCAAGAUGUGAAAAUGAUUAGUGCUGAAGCGCCGAUUUUGUUUGCUAAAGGAUGUGACAUUUUUAUAACUGAGCUAACUAUGAGAGCUUGGAUCCAUGCAGAGGAAAACAAGCGAAGAACUCUACAGAAGUCGGAUAUUGCGGCCGCUUCAACCAAGAGCGAUAUGUUUGAUUUUUUAAUUGAUGUUGUUCCAAGGGAAGAAGAGAAACCUAAAAAGUCGUAUCCGCAUUCGUCGAGGAAUUCUUAUCAGGAAGAGCAUAUGGUCCAGCAUCACCAACAGCAUCACAUGACCGAACAGCCACUACUACAACAACAACCGGCACAACAACUGGGACGGGAGAAUGUACAGGUGCAGCAAGUAGCGCAAGGAGAGGAAGGUCAACUUUGGAAUUAA
Messenger RNA from Lodderomyces oxycetoniae, 720 nucleotides. RefSeq names its product Hap5p (gene HAP5). The transcript has a single exon. The record is from RefSeq and is a predicted model, not a curated record. Gene Ontology annotation, molecular function: protein heterodimerization activity; RNA polymerase II cis-regulatory region sequence-specific DNA binding; DNA-binding transcription activator activity, RNA polymerase II-specific. Lineage: Eukaryota; Fungi; Ascomycota; Pichiomycetes; Serinales; Debaryomycetaceae. Bases 1 to 720 code for a protein of 239 amino acids. Gene Ontology annotation, cellular component: nucleus; CCAAT-binding factor complex. Gene Ontology annotation, biological process: regulation of transcription by RNA polymerase II.